UUCUGCUGAAGCAGCAGAGAUUGGAUCGGAUAGAAUCUGUCAAAUUCAAACGAACCCAACUUGAGAUAAUCAUCUGUUCCGAACUUUCGACCUGAACAGAGGUAUAAAAACGCGUUCUCAUAUCUUAUCCUCCACCCACUCCCCCUGUGCCCCCUCCUCCAGCUCGUGUCGGACUCGCAAGGCUUUUUGACUUGGCACAGCUCCUAGGAAAAGAGCGGGCUCUUUAGAGUGCUCUGAGAGAAAAAAGUAGCAAAAAUGGGCAAAGGAGGCAUGUCUCGCGAGAAUGGUGAAGAAGAGAACAUGGCUGCUUGGCUCGUUGCUGUCAACACCCUCAAGAUUCAACCCUUCACUCUCCCUCCACUUGGCCCCCAUGAUGUCAGAGUCAGGAUGAAGGCUGUUGGUAUAUGUGGGAGUGACGUUCACUAUCUGAAGACGCUAAGAUGCGCGCAUUUCGUGGUGAAAGAGCCUAUGGUGAUCGGGCAUGAGUGUGCAGGGAUCAUAGAAGAAGUGGGGAGUGAAGUCAAGACAUUGGUUCCGGGUGAUCGAGUGGCGCUAGAGCCAGGGAUCAGCUGUUGGCGUUGUGAUCAUUGUAAAGAAGGCCGAUACAAUCUCUGUCCUGACAUGAAGUUCUUUGCCACUCCUCCUGUACAUGGUUCUCUUGCCAAUCAGGUGGUGCAUCCUGCAGACCUUUGUUUCAAGCUUCCAGACAAUGUGAGCUUGGAGGAAGGGGCAAUGUGCGAGCCCCUGAGUGUUGGAGUUCAUGCUUGUCGCCGAGCUAAUGUCGGUCCAGAGACAAAUGUUUUGGUAAUGGGUGCAGGGCCUAUAGGGCUUGUUACUAUGCUAGCUGCCCGUGCUUUUGGAGCACCCAGAAUUGUCAUUGUGGAUGUUGAUGACCACCGCUUAUCAGUUGCAAAGGAUCUGGGUGCAGAUAAUAUCGUGAAAGUUUCUACAGAUAUGAAGGACAUACCUGAAGAGGUGGCGCUGAUACAAAAAGCAAUGGCAACAGAGAUUGACGUGAUCUUUGACUGUGCCGGUUUUAAUAAAACUAUGUCAACGGCAUUGAAUGCCACUCGAUCUGGCGGCAAAGUUUGCCUCGUGGGAAUGGGUCAUAACGAGAUGACUGUCCCGCUAACUCCCGCUGCUGCAAGGGAGGUUGAUGUGAUUGGAAUAUUCCGAUACAAGAACACAUGGCCUCUCUGCCUCGAGUUUCUAAGGAGCGGCAAGAUAGAUGUGAAGCCCCUCAUAACCCACAGGUUUGGGUUCUCCCAGAAGGAAGUUGAAGAUGCCUUUGAGACGAGCGCUCGUGGCAGCAAAGCCAUCAAGGUCAUGUUUAAUCUGUGAGGACAGAAUCGUGCCACGAAAUUUUCAUCACAAAGUGAAGUGUCUUAGUUGUGACAUCUAAAUAGCUGCAACGAAUAACAGUAACAAGUCUACGGGCAUCCACAUGUUCGAUACCUAAUAACGUGGAGCCUAGAAUAGUUAUUAGACCAUAAGGGCGUGUCUGAAUGCAUGAUGAAAUGGUGUGCCCUAUCUUCAGCCUGUUCGUCCAGUGUUAUCAUCUGCUGUGGUUGGAAAAACCCGGCGGUGCUACAUGUAUCGGUGGACUAUAGCUAGUGAAGUUUGCUAUUUAAGCGGGAAUAUCAUGCCGUGAUUUCUAUAAAAA
Syzygium oleosum is the source of this 1663-nucleotide messenger RNA. RefSeq names its product sorbitol dehydrogenase. Bases 256 to 1341 code for a protein of 361 amino acids. Gene Ontology annotation, molecular function: oxidoreductase activity, acting on the CH-OH group of donors, NAD or NADP as acceptor; zinc ion binding. The transcript is spliced from 6 exons. Lineage: Eukaryota; Viridiplantae; Streptophyta; Magnoliopsida; Myrtales; Myrtaceae. The record is from RefSeq and is a predicted model, not a curated record.